UGAAUCGGAUUUUCCCACUCCUUGGUUUUCUCUUUUAUAAUAUUCGUUUCUUUUGACCAUUCACUUCACUUUUUUAUUUUGUCUUUUAGGGUUUAAUUUCUUCAUUCACAUUCACAAAUUUCUCUUCCUUUGUUGGAUUUUCACUCUCUAGACUCAGUCUAAGGAUCGAUCAUGUCGGUCACUUUUUCCUCUUCAUCGGUAACUGACUGCCCGAUUUUUCCGGCGGCUUCAGUUUCAGCUGCUCCUCUUGCUGCUGCCGGCGGAAGCGGCGGUUGUUCUUCCUCAGAAGCUGCUCUUGACUACUGUUUUGAUGAUAAUUGCAGUAUUUGCCUCGAACCGUUUACUUCUCUUAAUCCUUCCACCGUCACCAGCUGCAAACAUGAGUAUCAUCUUCAAUGUAUUCUUGAAUGGUCACAGAGAAGCAAAGAGUGUCCAAUAUGUUGGCAGCUUCUUUCCCUAAAGGAGCCUGGCUGCCAAGAACUUCUAGCUGCUGUUGAGACUGAGAGGCGUUUAAGGUCAAGGAACUCAUCUUCUGCUGCUGCUACUUCCUCAAGUCUAGCUCAUGUUCAUGAGGAUUUAGAUGUAGAACAGGAUUCCUUCUCGGAUGACUCUGAUUUCGACGAGCGUGUUAUGCAGCAUCUAGCUGCUGUUGCUAGCAGAGCUCAUAAUUUUCGCAGAAGGGAGAGGCAAAUAUCUUCUACACGGGAUCCCUCUCAGGGUCUCAUCUUUCCCUCGCCUGUGAAUGCUCAUAGUGCUCAGCAAACGCAGGCCUCUGCGGAGUUUCAAGUAGAAUAUCAAGACAUAUCAGGGUGUAAUUCAGGAACUCCUCUCAUGGCAUCGCAACCUCUGCCAUCUUUGGACACUGCGGUCAGCAGAGAUAUUCCUUCCAAACCGAGGGUUUUAUUCAGACUGCAAUCACAUGAUGCACCACAAACACCAACCCGGGGGUCAUCUUUCUCAGAUUCUAUCAAAUCAAAAUUGGUUGCUGCUUCAGCCAGGUACAAGGAAUCCAUCUCUAAAAGUACUCGAGAUAUAAAAGAGAAGAUAGCUGCACGUAAUAAUUCAGUUAAGGAGCUCAGCAAAGGGGUGCAGCGAGAGAUGAGUGCAGGAAUUGCUGGUGUCACACGAAUGAUUGAGCGUUUAGAUCUUACCCCAAAAAGAAACGGAGCUUCCUCUCCUGUUUCGGGCUGUAGGGCAGGAACACCAUCCAACAUCUCUGUAAUGGGAAAAAACAUGCAUGAAAACAUUAGUGCUCAGACAGCUGACAGAUUCAACGAGGAAACAGCAAGUGUUGCAAGGUUGGAUUCACCUUCACAUGUUACCAGGGCGACUGAAGUUCACCAUAUACAGAGAGAUUGCUGAUGCUAUAUGGGUCAAACCGGGCUACUAAACUGCAAUUUUAAGUGAUCUUCUACGAGGAGGCAAGUGAUGCAAGCGACGUAGUCUGGAAUCAAUUCACCUGUUGGUUUGCGUCCUGCAUUGCAUAUUUAUAUGCACAGUAUAAAAUGUCUAGCAAACGAAGUAACUUCUGUUAAAAUGUCAAGGAGUUCUAGUUUUUUUUUUGUUAGCUUCUUUGGUGAAUGAAUAAGUAACGUUGCAUAAUUCUUCUUUAAUGUGAGAGUAGAUGCUUCUUCUGCUUA
Mercurialis annua (annual mercury) is the source of this 1640-nucleotide messenger RNA. Its product is annotated as E3 ubiquitin-protein ligase RHF1A. Gene Ontology annotation, molecular function: ubiquitin-protein transferase activity. NCBI's taxonomy places the organism in Eukaryota, Viridiplantae, Streptophyta, Magnoliopsida, Malpighiales, Euphorbiaceae. The coding region runs from base 172 to 1362 and encodes 396 amino acids. The transcript is spliced from 8 exons. The record is from RefSeq and is a predicted model, not a curated record.